AUGGCUGUUUCCGCCUCGGACAUUCGCAGUGCCUUAUCUCUUCCGGGCCCCUCGAAUCCCGGGCCGACAUCUCAGCCGCCUGUCAAGAAGCCCGCUGGAACGUCCACCAAGAAGCCCGAGGGCAUCUCCAGAGAGCUCUUCGCGCUUAUCGGCCCCUCAGCACCCUCCCUCGCUGCUCAGCUUGCCAAGCCUCGCCUCAAACAGAAACCGAACUUAGGAACAACGACUAACACCAAGUGGGAAUGGCGGCCUUUCAAGAACGAAGCCAGGAGUGACUCUCUACAACUUUGCCAUUGGGUAAAGCAGAGCUCGGAUAUUGAUGACGGUUACUCUUUUGCAAAGUACAACGUUGACACGAUCAUUUACACUUACACGCUGGACGAGUACACAGAGCUAUUGCAAGAUGACAACUGGACAAAGGAAGAGACAGAUUAUCUGUUUGCCCUGGUAAAGGAGUACGAAACCCGGUGGUAUGUAGUUCACGACAGGUAUGAGUAUCCUGGUGGAUCCGCUCGAUCCCUGGAGGACAUCAAAGAUAGAUAUUACAGCAUCUGCCGAAAACUUGUGCGCAAAAGGCCUUGGUCUGGUGAUGAGACUACCAAGUCUCAGUUAUUGGUCACUUUCGAGUUCGACAAAGAUAAAGAGACGAUGCGCAAGAAAUACCUCGAAAGCCUUGAUGAGCGUACACAAGAGGAAAUUGCAGAGGAAGAAGCUUUAUUCAUAGAGCUCAAACGGCUGGAACAGAACGAGAGACGGUUCAAGAAGGAUAGGGACGACCUCCUUAGAACUUUACUUGGCAUAUCCUCAGGCCUACCGGAUGUCAUCCCUGACGAAGAUAAUCUUAGCAGUCUCUCAAUCGACACCAAGAAGAAGAAGAAGGGUCUGGCCGAGGUUGAAACGCCGACUUCACCAAAUGUCAUCUCACUGGGUCCACCGAUUCCCAAACGCGCGCAACCGGUCAAGUCAGCUGCGCAUGACUCCCAGCAUUGUAUCACCAGGGUUGAGUUAUCAGCCAGCUCCGCGAACAAAUCACAUACAGCCGCCCAUUUACGUUCAUACAAGCUGCCAGCUCCAAAGGCUGCUAUAGCGCCCAAGGUCAACCAGACUUUGAUCGAACUUAACAUCACCUACGCCCGUCUCGUGAUGCCAACACGCGAAAACAGUUUGCAGCUUGAGUCUUUGAUCGAAACAACUACCUCGUUACUGGAGACGAAGCGACUUGUAGAUAAACUCGACCAAGAUAUCAAAGUGGCUAAGCAGAGAAUGGGUAUUCGCCAGAGCGGCGAGGCUGACGAGGCUUCUAUGGACGUAGAUGACACCCAUGGAGAGGACGCGGAGGGUGGAAGGUCUCAGAGCGUGGUGAGCACAAAAAGUGGCAGAGGUCGCAACAAGGCAGGUGUACAUGCCGUGUAUCCAGUUCAUUCAAUGACCUUUCACCAUUAG
Molecule: messenger RNA, 1443 nt
Organism: Coniophora puteana RWD-64-598 SS2
Lineage: Eukaryota; Fungi; Basidiomycota; Agaricomycetes; Boletales; Coniophoraceae
Exons: 7
Coding region: 1-1443 (480 amino acids)
Biological process (GO): chromatin remodeling; negative regulation of transcription by RNA polymerase II; DNA repair
Cellular component (GO): NuA4 histone acetyltransferase complex; Swr1 complex
Molecular function (GO): transcription corepressor activity
Source: RefSeq, a predicted model, not a curated record